AUGGCUCUCGAAAUAGACCUGUCCAUUAACGAAAACGCCAAAGGUGUGUUGUACAAUACUACCAACUCAUGCAACAUACAACUGAGUAGGAAACACUAUCUAGCUCAGGACAGCGAGAAAGGUGCCAUCGAUAACCUUCCACAUUCAACAGUCGACGAAGCUUCUAUCCAGUUCGCCCACAAAUGGUCUUCGUCAUACGGCCGACGCCCGAUUUUCCUUGUCUCCUUCGCCAUUUACACCGCCUUUACAUUGGGCUGUGCUUUUGCGCCGAAUUGGCCUGUCUUUCUCUUCUUUCGUUUCCUGCAGGGCUGUGGUGCUGCAGCUCCCCAGACCGUGUCCAACGGGCUUUUCUCUGAUAUAUACCCGGAUCUGAAACAGAGAGGACGCGCGGUCACUAUUUUGGGACUCACGAGUAAUGUCGGGCCUCUCUUUGGUCCUAUUAUAUCCGGGUUUGUGUCCUCUCGCCGAUGGAACCGGCAGUUCUGGGUUGUCCUGGCUAUGGCAGGGGUGAAUUGGCCGAUGCUGUUAUUCAUGCAAGAAACAUUCGCUCCAGUCAUUCAAGCCCAUGAAACAGGGUUACAAGAGGCUCGGAAAGUACCAAACUCCAAGGAUCUUUUCUUGCUUUUAUUGCGCCCUGUUAGGAUUACCGCAGAGCCUCUGGUCUUUUUCACUGAUCUGUUCAUUCUCUACCAGUACAUCAUCUUCUUUCUAUACUUCGGCUUGUAUCCGCUUGUAUUCCGGGACACGUACAACAUGGCACCAGGUGUAUCGGCGCUGAUGUUUCUUGGUACAGGCGUGGGAGCCGUCCUGGCGAUCUUCAUCUUCCUAGCCUGGGAACGCUACCACUCGCGUGCUGUACAGCAGGGACGAGCAUGGGCACAAAGAGAGGAAUACCGUCGACUGCCCCUGGCCUGUCUCGGCGGUCCGCUGUUUGCAAUUUCCGAAUUCUGGCUCGGCUGGGCUGCUCGUCCUAGCAUCCACUGGAUUGUGCCCGCCUUAUCUGGGAUACCACUCGGCAUCGGGAUCGAUCUCACGUUCAUGGCGCUGAACAAUUAUCUGACUGAUGCUUAUGGGAUAUACAGUGCCUCGGCAACGGCUUCGAGUGUUGUCACUCGCAAUAUUCUCGCUAGUAUUAUCAUUCCAUUGUGUACCUAUCCUCUGUAUCACAACCUGGGUGGUUUGUGCUGUCUGAUGAUUCCUAUUCCGUUUGUGUUUCUGCGAUGGGGGACUACUUUAAGGGCUCGUAGUCCGUUUUGCCGGCAGUUGAAUGGCUGA
Talaromyces proteolyticus is the source of this 1275-nucleotide messenger RNA. Its product is annotated as putative MFS transporter. The coding region runs from base 1 to 1275 and encodes 424 amino acids. The record is from RefSeq and is a predicted model, not a curated record. Gene Ontology annotation, molecular function: transmembrane transporter activity. Lineage: Eukaryota; Fungi; Ascomycota; Eurotiomycetes; Eurotiales; Trichocomaceae. Gene Ontology annotation, biological process: transmembrane transport. The transcript is spliced from 4 exons.